AUGAGUAGCUAUGACCGCAGCAAAGAUUUUGUAAUCGAUAUUUAUAAAGAUAUCGGGCGGCCGACAAGCCGCCUCCCUGGCAUCAAGGUGAAGUACCUGUUCCUUGCCUGGCUGGGCAUUUUUGUGGGCAGCUGGGUGGUCUACAUGCAUUACUCUUCUUACUCCGAACUCUGCCGAGGACACGUCUGCCGGAUGAUCAUUUGUGACCAGUAUAACAAAGGAAUCAUCUCCGGGUCCUCUUGCAAAGACCUGUGUGAGGACCACACGCUGGCGCUCCAGCAGUGCCUGUCAUCCUCUCCAACCCACCAGGUGUACAGCGGACUCUGGAAGGAGAAGGAAGUGAUCAUUAAGUGUGGAGUUUCCGAGGCCCUGAAGGUUGACAGCAGCCCAGACGCUGCGCCCAGGAGAGAGGUGGUUCUCUUUGACAAGCCCACAAGGGGGACGUCGAUGGAUGAAUUCCGAGACAUGCUGUUUAAUUUCUUAAAGUCCAACCUGGGAGACCAGCCCUCUCUUGCAGCCUUAGUGAACAAAAUCAUUACUGUGGCCGAUGUCAGCCAGGAUGGCAAAUUGUCUCUGGCUGAGGCCAAGUCCAUGUGGGCGCUGCUCCAGCAGAAUGACUUUCUGCUCACCCUGUCUUUGCAUGAGAAAGAACACACCUCCAAGCUGCUUGGGCACUGUGGGGACCUGUACAUCACGGAGAAGAUUACCCACACCUCCUUCUACAACAUGGACGUCCCUCCGUUUCUGCAGCCACUGUUGCCUUCCGCCAUCCAGAGAGUUAUCCACCAGUGGUUUUCCCCGGCGUGGCCACGGCGAGCCAAAAUUGCCAUAGGCCUUCUGGAGUUUGUGGAGGAGAUCUUUCACGGCGCCUAUGGGAACUUCUACAUUUGUGAGACCGGCUUCAGGAACAUGGGCUACAACAAGAAGUACGACUUCAAGAUCGUUGACCUGAGGAAGGUGGCGACAGAGAUGACGAUCCGGCAGUUCCUUAAGGGGCGCCAUUGUGAGCAGAACAUUGACUGUACCUACGGGAAGGACUGCGUGGCACCCUGCGACAAGCUCAUGAAGCUGUGCAAGAGUGACGUGGUCCAGCCCAACCUGGCAAAAGUGUGUGGCCUUCUCCAAGAGUUCUUGCUCCACGGAGUGCCCCCGGACUUAAGAGAAGAGCUGGAGAAGCAGCUGAAGACUUGCACCACCCUCAGUGGCUUGGCAAGCCAAAUGGAAGUCCAUCACUCACUCGUGCUGAACGGUCUCAAGACUCUGUUGUGGAAAGAAAUUUCAAAUACCAAAUAUUCGUAGAGAUCGGGGGGCACAGGAAGGGCAAAAGCUGCCAGGACGAACCGGGAUUUAUCUCAUUCUCCCUCCCGGCCGACAUGACCAGCAUUGCUCCUCGGGCCGGUGAGGGAGCGUAGCUGCAGAGCAGCAGGAAGCCUCUGGGCCUGGCGGAAGGGACAAGGAGCCCGCAGAAAGGGGCCCUCUUCCACCUUGAGGGGCCGCUAGCGAGAGCUGCUGUAGCGUUUGCGGUUCAACUUGGACACUCCUCGUGUAAAUAAACGGCACUUCUCUGAUUGGUCCCCCUACAGAGGUGGCGGAGGUGCUUUUAAAACCCUCUUUGCGGCCUGGCAGCAAAGGAGCUGCAAAUUAAUUUGGCACCGUUUCAGAGUCGUCAGCAAUUUAGCUCUUAGAAUUUUUCCAGGACGGCCAAAGCUCAAAAGCCUGCUCUGCCUGUGUACAAUGCAGCUUAGCUGAGGCAGACAAACUCCCAAAAGUCUUGUGCUCCUGUCCCC
Gekko japonicus is the source of this 1787-nucleotide messenger RNA. RefSeq names its product family with sequence similarity 69 member B (gene DIPK1B). The transcript is spliced from 6 exons. Lineage: Eukaryota; Metazoa; Chordata; Lepidosauria; Squamata; Gekkonidae. The coding region runs from base 1 to 1299 and encodes 432 amino acids. The record is from RefSeq and is a predicted model, not a curated record.